Pseudomassariella vexata is the source of this 692-nucleotide messenger RNA. RefSeq lists its product as uncharacterized. Lineage: Eukaryota; Fungi; Ascomycota; Sordariomycetes; Amphisphaeriales; Pseudomassariaceae. Bases 8 to 601 code for a protein of 197 amino acids. The transcript has a single exon. The record is from RefSeq and is a predicted model, not a curated record.
CCCGAACAUGCAGCGCUUAACUGUACAUGCCAUCCGUGAUAUAAAAAAUGGAGAGCAGGUCACCGCAUGCUACACGAAUAGCCCCUUCAUGAAUCACGCGGACAGGAAAAAGCAUCUCGACGAGUGGGAUUUUAGUUGCAGCUGUGAGGCUUGUUUGGACUCGGGAAGCGACGUCUUGCGCACGCGAAUGCGGGUCCUGAACGACGGCUUAAGUGCGUAUCGGUAUUAUGGGGGAGAUUUGCUUGAUGAAGGGCCCAAGACUGCGAAUGAUGCAGUUAGAGAUUCGGAGGAGCUUGCUGGAAUGCUGGUAAAGCAGGGUAUUGUGGGGCUGGAUUUGUCGUUGGCGUAUGUACUCUCGACUCAACUGUUGCUGAUCGCUUACGCCUAUGACAGGUAUCAGCAGUGUGCGAAGCUCUGCCAUGAAGCUCGUUUGCCGCAGAAAGCCCUCGAAUACGCGAGAAAAGCACUAGAAGUCGAGAGAUGCGCCAUCGGCACCGAAACGAAGUUUCUGAGAGAUGCUGGGGAGGGCUCUGAAUAUCUGAUUGAUUGUCUUGAGGGGAAGAUCCCCAUGAAUCCAGCAACCGGCCAAAGGUCCUGGUAAGAAGCCCGAAGCUGUUACAAAGAUUCUCAUCAGUGUGGAACGUUUUUGUGGGCAAUACAGCAUGUAUUGGUGAUGGUGAUGACCGGUCUAA